Truncatella angustata is the source of this 875-nucleotide messenger RNA. RefSeq lists its product as uncharacterized. The coding region runs from base 166 to 846 and encodes 226 amino acids. The transcript has 3 exons. The record is from RefSeq and is a predicted model, not a curated record. NCBI's taxonomy places the organism in Eukaryota, Fungi, Ascomycota, Sordariomycetes, Amphisphaeriales, Sporocadaceae.
UCGAUAGGAAAAUCUUCUGCGGCACAGUAGGACUUGGCGCAUGCUACGGAUGAGAUAAAUAGAAGCAGAAGCCGCCGCCCUUCCGAUCCAAGUCAGAGAACCACUCAAGCAAGUGUGAUAUAAGUUACGACUCGUCCACUCUUCACAACACCCCAGCAUAACACAAUGUCUUACCCCCAUGGUGGUGCCUUCGGUGCCGGCCUGAACAACUGGGCCGGCGUCCAACUCGGUUCGCGCGCCGAGCCCGUCGCAUACCCGCACCUGCACGCUCGAAACGACUCGAGCACCGGCAACCAGACAGACACUGUAAACCUCUACAUCGAUUCCGGGGGCAACACCGAGUACGAGUACGCCGCAUCCAUCGUCACGGCCUGCGCCGACCAGACGGUCUACGCCGCCCGAUGCACCGCCGGACCCUCCACAACGUAUGUGCCAGGUUUGGGAAACAUAGAUUCGGGCUGCGGCAGCGACGGACCUGUCGUGACCCUUACCGAGGGCCCAUCCAAGUACAUCGUCUCGACGGCGACGUCUACCUCGACGCGGGGCACGGGCGUGGCGAUCACCAUCGCGGAGACAUGCGCGCUGAGCGGCACGACGGCGGCCGUCUGCACGGCGACGGUCUUCGCUACCGUCGGCCAGACCUCGACGUCGACGACGUCGACCACCACCGCCACGGGCACCAGCUAUGCUCGCUACGACGUCGCCAUCACGGCCGGCGCCGACAAGACCAAGAACCCCGCGGCUACGUGCGCCGCUGCUAACGCCGCUCCUGGGUUGAGCGCCAAGGGGGUGGCUGUCUGGGCCCUGGCCGGGUUUGCCGGUUUGGCUGGCUUCUUGGCUAUGUAAAAGACCGGGGGCUUUGUUAUGAUUAUGUA